AUGGUGGACUGGAGCCCCAUCGCUAAAGUUUAUGACCCGCUCAAAGCUGGGAGCAUUGACGGCACUGACGUGGAGCCCCACGACCGGGCCGUGUGGAGGGCGAUGUGUGCCCGAUACAAGCCCAACAAAGGUGUCGUGGGGGACCCGCUACUCACCCUUUUCGUGGCCCGACUCAACCCGCUGACCACCGAGGAGAAACUCCACCAGGUUUUCUCCAAAUUCGGCGAUAUUAAACGACUUCGCUUGGUUCGCGACGUGGUCACGGGCUUCUCCAAGCGCUACGCUUUCGUUGAGUAUAAGGAGGAGCGGGCGGUGGUGCGAGCUCGCCGGGACGCCAACAAGUUGGUGGUGGACCAGCAGGAAUUGUUUGUCGACUUCGAGUUGGAGAGAACCCUCAAAGGUUGGAUACCUAGGCGGCUCGGCGGCGGGCUGGGAGGCAAGAAAGAGUCCGGGCAAUUGCGCUUCGGCGGCAGGGAUAGACCCUUCAGGAAGCCCAUUAACCUCGUGGUCGGACCGUCCCACCAGGAAUGGACGAGUGGAGGACGCAGGGAGUGGGAAAGACCCGGGGGAAGAGACCGAGACGAUCGGGAUAAACGGGACCGAGGCCGAGACGACAGGCCUUAUAGAGGACGGGAGGACAACCGCUAUCAAGAAAGGAGUAGAUACAGAGACAGACGAUGA
Molecule: messenger RNA, 681 nt
Organism: Nerophis lumbriciformis (worm pipefish)
Lineage: Eukaryota; Metazoa; Chordata; Actinopteri; Syngnathiformes; Syngnathidae
Source: RefSeq, a predicted model, not a curated record